AGCGUUUGAUUGGACAUUGCAAAUCUUUAAAUAUUUCACCUUGUUAUGAAACAUCUACAACUGUGUGUUGACUUUCAGUUUAUGCCAAAAAGGAUAGAUUUCUCUGGAUCGUUUGGGUAACAUCAUGACUGGAUGUCCGUUUUUGGGAAGGAAGCAUCAAUUGUUUACCAGUAACUUCACUCAAGCAGACGAAGAAGAUGAUUCUCAAAAGGGCUUAAACAAAGCCAGCAAAGGUGGAAUUGUUUAUGGAGAAUAUUUACAGCUUGAUAAAGUGCUGAAUGCCCAAGUCUUACAGAGUCAACAGAAAGGUAACAAAAUCCACGAUGAGCAUCUCUUCAUCGUCACCCAUCAGGCUUACGAGCUGUGGUUUAAGCAGAUAUUAUGGGAACUUGAUUCUGUUCGGGAGCUUUUCAUUAAAAAUCAUGUUCGAGAUGAGAGGAACAUGCUGAAGGUGGUGAGCAGGAUCCAUAGGAUCACCAUGAUCUUCAAACUACUGGUGGAUCAGUUUUCUGUGCUGGAGACCAUGACCGCCCUGGACUUCUUUGAUUUCAGGGAAUAUCUGUCUGUAGCAUCAGGGUUUCAGAGUCUUCAGUUUCGCCUUCUAGAAAGUAAGAUUGGCGUGGCGGAUCAUUUGAGAGUCGCUUACAACAAACAGCACUACAGAGAUAGCUUUCAUGGAGACGAGAGUGAGACUCUACUGAGAUCACAGGAGGAACCCAGUCUACUGCGCCUGGUUGAGAAAUGGCUGGAACGAACUCCUGGACUUGAAGGAGAUGGAUUUAACUUUUGGGGUAAACUGCAUGUCAACAUUGAAGAGGGUCUUAAGCUGGAGAAGCAAAAGCUGGAAAAAAUAUCAGAUGACGAGGAGAAACGGGACAGGCUGGAGGACUUAAACAAGCAGACUGAGGUCUUCACUUCCCUGUUUGAUCCCUCACGACACGAACAUCUUUUAAACAAAGGCGAGCGACGACUUUCUUACAAAGCCCUUCAAGGAGCUUUAAUGAUCAGUUUCUACAGAGAAGAGCCUCGUUUCCAGGUGCCGUUUCAGCUCCUCAAUGCUUUGAUGGAUAUCGACACACUCAUGACCAAGUGGAGAUAUAACCACGUGUGCAUGGUGCACAGAAUGAUCGGCGGCAAAGCAGGGACAGGUGGAUCUUCAGGGUACUAUUACUUGCGCUCCACUGUCAGCGACCGUUACAAAGUGUUUGUGGAUUUGUUCAACCUCGCCACGUUCUUUGUUCCUCGAGCAUGGAUUCCCAAACUGAACCCCCAAAUCCAUACGUUUCUCUACAUGGCUGAGUGUUACGACAGCUCGUACAAUUCAGACAGCAGUCAGGAUUCAGAUUAGAUUGAUCAGAUGCCCUACAGAGAUUAUCAAAAGUUAUGAUUUUCUGACUUGUUUGUUUUUGAUGGCAUCAUAUAAUGAUUAGGAGAACAGGACAUCGGGAAUAAUGCCAAGAGCUCUGUAUAGAUCAAGGUUUAUUCCAGUUUAUCGAUUCAUGCAUGAUGUCAAAGAAGUAUUGCAGGACAAAUUUAGUGAAGAAAGCCAAGUGAUUAUUUUAUUGUUGUUUUGAUUUAAUUGUGAUACCCAAAAAAUCAAGAAAUUGUGUACAUACACUGUAAAAAGUAAAAGUUGGAUCAACUUAAAAAAUUACUUCAAUUGGUGACAAAUAAAACACAUA
Messenger RNA from Paramisgurnus dabryanus, 1682 nucleotides. RefSeq names its product tryptophan 2,3-dioxygenase b (gene tdo2b). NCBI's taxonomy places the organism in Eukaryota, Metazoa, Chordata, Actinopteri, Cypriniformes, Cobitidae. The record is from RefSeq and is a predicted model, not a curated record. Gene Ontology annotation, molecular function: metal ion binding; L-tryptophan 2,3-dioxygenase activity; heme binding.